AUGCUUGAUCCAAAAGAAAUAGAGGCUGCAGUUGUCGAACAUAUGAAAGCGUUAGAACCCAGCUAUCAUGUUUUGGCGAAAGUAGACUUAAGGCUAGCUGCGUUUAAUCAAAGUACGAAGCCAAUAAAUACCUUAGGCGCUUCAGGUGGUAAUAACGUUCAGGCGCAGGGCAGCGCAGUGCAUUGUAGAUUACCUAAAAUGAAAUUACCAGAGUUUUCAGGAGACCCACUGGCAUUGCAAGGGUUUUGGGACCAAUUCCAAGUAGCAAUUUAUAGUAACACACGUAUAAGUGACAUGGACAAAUUUAAUCACCUAAAGGAAUGUUUGAAAGGAGAAAGUUUAUCUGCUGUAUCAGGUUUAACUUUGAACUCAGAAAACUAUCAGGAAGCAAUAGAAAUUUUGAAAGGCAGAUUUGGAAAUGAACAAAUCUUAAUAUCUGCUAUGCUUUAUAAUCAUGUAGAGAGUUGUGUAAGAAAUUUGAAAUCCCUUAAACUUGACACAUCUGGUUACGGCUCAUUGCUAAUUCCAACCUUAAAAGAUAGAUUGCCUGCAGGGAUGCCGGAACCACGGGUGCAGCGGGUGCAGCGGGUCCUUUUGUCUUCACAACUUUACGGGUGCACUACGGGUGCAGAAUACGGGUGCAACGGGUGCACAAAGUGCCCUUUUUGCGUAAAAAAUUUUCAUUAAAAAUUGCAUUUUGGGGGGGGGGGGGGGGGGGGAGAUCGCCAAAAAUAAUUUUUAGAUGCCCUUUCAUUUUCAUUAGUGCCCUUUUGUUAAGGAAUAUGCCCUCUUGUUAACCAAUUGCAGCCCUUGCCCCCAGCAACUUCCGGCAUCCCUGAUUGCCUGACGAAAUUACCAUGAUUAUUUCCAGAAAAUUUGGCGAGGAGAUCUGGACACUUGAUAAAGUCAUGGAAUAUUUUAAUAGUGAGCUUCGAGCGCAAGAGAAUUGUAGUGCAUAUUGUACUACUAGUGGAUAUUAUACUACUAGUGGUUUGUUUGGUCAGACCAAUAAGGUUGCAUGCGUUUAUUGUGGCAAGGAGGGACAUUCAUCAUCCAAAUGCAGUAAUGUUUCGAAUUGCUAAUCCCGAAAGGCCAUUCUCCGUAGAAACAAGCGGUGUUUUAUAUGCUUAGAUACUGGACAUAUGGCCAAAAAUUGUAAGUCCCAUUACUUAUGCAGGAAGUGUAAGACUGGCAAGCACCAUCAGAUAUCCAUAUGCGAAAAUACACCAGCAGAUCCCCCAGGUAUAAAUCGGGAGGAAGAUAAGAACGCAACAACUAAUGAUAACAAAGGUUUUGUGGUACAUGCUAACUGUAAUAAAAGCGGUAUACUAUUGCAGACAGCUAGAGAGGAUAUAUUACCUACAGAUGACAGUGUGCAAGUCCAGACUAGAAUUUUAUUUGACAGCGAUAGUCAGAGGUCGUAUAUAUCUGACAAGGUUAGAAGUACACUGAAAUUGAAGGCAAUUAGAGUGGAGAAAGUUGUAAUCAAAACCUUUGGGCAGGCUGAGAACAGUGAGGUACAGAAACUUGAUGUAGUUCAACUUAAGGUUAGAAAUAAAAGUGAUGCUAGAUUUACAUUUGUAGAAGCCCUAUGUGUCCCAACCAUAUGUAAUCCGCUGACACAUCAGUCACUGUCAAGUGUGCAUGAAUUAUCGGAAUUUGCAGGGUUGGAAUUUGCUGACUUUGAGCACAAGCAACACCAAAAUCUUCCGGUCGGCAUUUUGAUUGGCAUCGAUUUUUACCAUGUCUUUAUAAGAUUAUAA
Messenger RNA from Paramuricea clavata, 1763 nucleotides. The record is from the annotation of a GenBank genome assembly. NCBI's taxonomy places the organism in Eukaryota, Metazoa, Cnidaria, Anthozoa, Malacalcyonacea, Plexauridae.